AUGUCGUACGUAAGGGUCAACAGCCCGGGGAGCCGCCAGAGGGCCAGCUUGGACGACAGCCCUCCUCCUCCUUACUCGGAAACCGACGUUUUUUCAACGUCGGGACCUCGGACACCGCUCACAUCAGAAUUUCCCGGUUCGGUGGUGGGCUCGGUGCAAGACGCGCAGUCCACCACGGGCGGCUCUACCUCUACCGAAUCCCGCGAGGUGGUAUACACACCGCCGCUGACACCGACGAGCCCGUCGAUCCACCAGUCGAGCACCGGCAGCGAUGCCAUGAGCUUCAGCUCGAGCCUGCUGUCCGCGGCUGCCUACUUCGAGUCCCGGCCAGCCACCGUCGUGUCCCCCGGGCCGGGCAGCCAGGUCCUGCACACGGUCACGGUUGCGCCCGACGCUACGCCGGACGACAUGCCCUAUCCGCCUUCGCUGGCGGGCCGCGACGUCUCGGCCGAGGACUGGCACACCUUUGUGAAUUUCUUGCUGCCGGACCACUCGGUCCGGGCGAACGAGGCCGUCGCCGACCGGAAGCUGAGGGCCGAGGGUGGAGGGAGGAGCGUCGGCUACGGCGGCAGCUCUUCGUCCUCGACCAGUACCGCCCACGCCGAGGCGCAGCUGGAACAGAUACUCACGCCGGGGACCAGCGUGUGCGACGGUGGGGUCAGGAGGGAUCAGGCGGAGAGGACGGUGCGGGAGUGGAACGAGGGCUUCUUCGCGCCCAGGGGCGUGGCCAUCGUGCCGCAGUUCUCGCACGACGACCACCUCAGCCCCUGGGAGUCGGCCAGCGCCAGCCGCAGCAGCAGAGGAAGGGCCGCGCAGGAAGCCCGCGACGCGAGGGGCAGCAGCCGCCAGACGGACACCCCGGACACGGAGACGCCGGCGAGCACCCCGCACCGCCGCGGCCACCACGACCACCAGGCGCGCGAGGAACAACCAGACAUCGGCGGCCUGGGCCUGCGCUUCGGCACCCUCAACCUCGGGGCGCUCCAGGUCGACAGCUCCGGCAUCAGGUUCGACGGCCGACCGCUCCUGCCGGGCCUGACGGCCCUGAACGCGAGGGGCCGCGGGGCCCGGCAUGGCUUCGGCCGCGGACGUGGCGGCGGUCGCGGGAACGGCUUGUCGCGCGGCGCCUUCUUCCCGCUCCCGCCACCACCUCCGCUGUCCCUGCCCAGGUGGCAGCACAACGCCGGCGGCAGCAGCAGCAGCAGCAGCGAAUCGACCCUGACGCCCACGGGCACGCCCUUGUGGAGUCCCGGAGCAGCGGCGGUGGCGCCCGUGAUGCUUCCGAGGGGCUUCUACGAGCCCGCGCCUCCGCACAAGCUCGCAGACGAGGAGCACCACGAGGGCGGCGGUGGUCAGCGCGGGAGGAGGCACGGCGGCCACGACGACAAGGCGGCAGCAGCAGCGCACGGCUCCGGGUCCAGAUCGCGAAGCUCGUCGGUGGCCAGCGCGUCGUCGGCGUCGUCGGCCGAUUCGAUCGAGAGCCUGCCGCCGUACGAGGACCUCGCGGACGAGCAGAUCCCCGUCGCGAGGGAUCUGCUCAGGCGCUGGCUCGACAGCCCCGGACAGGCCAUCACGCGCGAGAGCGCCCGGGUCAUGAACGAGGAGAUCCGCUCAGCGGGUUCAAGGUCCGUCCCCGUGGAGUGCAGACGGGCCCGCGGUCGACAGCAGGGGGUGGGCGAGGAGGCGCAGCAGACGACGCAGGACCGCCAGCCGCGGCAGCAGCAAGGUCGGCGCGUCUGCGGCGGCAUGUCCGGCUGGGGCAGAGCGCUCCCGUCGGCCGAAGAGCUCGCGGUGUUGCGCCGCGAGGUCCAGGAGAUGAGCACGCAGUGGAAGGCGGCCAAGCACGCGCAGCGGAGGUCCUGGAGGGAAGAGAGGCGGGAGAGGCGCCGAGACAGGAGGGCAGAGUGGCGGGAACGCAGGGAGGCCAAGAGGGAGGUCAGAUCGGCGAAACGUGCGCUCAAGAGGGAGGCCAGGGACCUGAGGUGGGGGAGACGCCGGGAGGGUGGUCCUUUGGGCGGCGGCGGCGGUGGUGGUGGUGGUGGCGGGCUCUUUGGCUUUGGACGGCUGGUGAUGCCCAUACUGCAGCCGCCGCAUCUGCAACAUGUGCCGCCGACGCCGUUUUCGCACUGCUGUGGGCAUGAGAAGAGGACAAUUGAGCUGUGA
Molecule: messenger RNA, 2163 nt
Organism: Pyricularia oryzae 70-15
Lineage: Eukaryota; Fungi; Ascomycota; Sordariomycetes; Magnaporthales; Pyriculariaceae
Exons: 1
Coding region: 1-2163 (720 amino acids)
Source: RefSeq, a predicted model, not a curated record